Orcinus orca (killer whale) is the source of this 8046-nucleotide messenger RNA. RefSeq names its product colony stimulating factor 3 (gene CSF3). Bases 6469 to 7056 code for a protein of 195 amino acids. Lineage: Eukaryota; Metazoa; Chordata; Mammalia; Artiodactyla; Delphinidae. Gene Ontology annotation, cellular component: extracellular region. The transcript has 5 exons. The record is from RefSeq and is a predicted model, not a curated record. Gene Ontology annotation, molecular function: cytokine activity; growth factor activity. Gene Ontology annotation, biological process: positive regulation of myeloid cell differentiation; positive regulation of cell population proliferation; immune response.
AGCAGGAACGAAGGGUACGUGUACGGCAACGCCCCAGGUGCCAACCAGAGAACAUCAAUGAUGCAGAGGACCCAGUGUGGGGAGCAUGACCCGAGGACCCGAAGCAGCUGUAGAUGAAGAGGAGGCCGAGGGCUGGGUGGAGAGACUCUGAUCUGGGAUCAGAGGGCCUGGGUUUACUCUUUCAUAUCUAACUGGCUCUCAAAUAAUUGGCACCUCCAAACUUCUCAGGCUCCUUUCCCGUAUCUGCCAGAUAAAUGAUUAGACUCAGUGACCUCCUGGCUCUAAAACUGGGAAUCUGGGCUUCCAGUGGAUCAAACACAAGGUGCGAGUCUGACCCUCAGGUGAGGUUCACAGAGGAGAGAAGGGUCUUCUUCAAGGCUGCAGCAGGUUGAGAGCAGGGUUCUGCCCAGUGGUCCUUAUGGAGUGGGGGAUAGGCUCCUCCCUGAGAGCAGAGCGGGGGUCAGGCGAGAGGGGGCUCCCUGUGGACGCCCAGCCCACCUUCAGCUGCAUGUGGUGGGAAAAUGCACCUGCCAGGGUCUCUGUAAGUCUCCCAGUCGCUGUCAGCGGUGCUCCCCACAUUGGGUCCUUCGCAUCAUUGAUGUUCUCUGGUUGGCACCUGGGGCAUUGCCGUACACGUACCCUUCGUUCCUGCUGCGCGAGCUCUGCUAUCAGAACGAUGCCUCGUGGGUUUCUGCCUCUCCUAGCUGUGUUCCCUCUCCUGUCGAGCUCUCGCUCUGCACCUUGCUGAUUGCCACACAUCUUCCAGGCAUCCUGCCUCACAGUGAUUCAACUCCCUGGCGUCUGAACCACUCACUGGAUAAUCAAAUUCUCUUAGGAGGUUGUCGCUGUGAAAGCCUUAUCCUCCCAACUAGAUUGUAACUUCUUAAAGAGCAUGAGGCACUUCUGUCCCCCCGGGGCCUUGCCCAGUACCUGGCACAUGAGCUGGUUAACGUCUUGUUUGUUAGGAAAGGUACGCCAUGUGUUCAUCACCAACUGCUGAUUUUCAUACCCCGAUAGCCCUAACUUCCAUCAAAGGCAUGUUUUAGACUGGCCUUGCUUUGGUUUCUGAUCCCACCCCAGCCUUGGUGUGAUUUGGUAUUGCCCACUUCCUUUAAGCUUUUGUGAAACCCAGGUAGUGAAACUUUUUUUUUUUUUUUUGGCUGCAUUGGGUCUUCGUUGCGGCACGAGCUUUCUCUAGUUGUGGCGAGCAGGGGCUACUUUUCGUUGUGGUGCGCGGGCUUCUCGUUGCGGAGCACGGGUUCUAGGUGCGCGGGCUUCAGUAGCUGUGGCACACAGGCUCAAUAGUUGUGGCUCGUGGGCUCUAGAGCGCAGGCUCAGUAGUUGCGGCGCACGGGCUUAGUUGCUCUGCGGCAUGUGGGACCUUCCUGGACCAGGGCUCGAAACCGUGUCCUCUGCAUUGGCAGGCGGAUUCUAAACCACUGCACCACCAGGGAAGUACCUAGUGAAACUUUUUAAAGUUUGCUUUGUGAAACGGCACUUUUUUUUCCCAAGCUCCCCCCUUGAUCUUUGUGGAAGAUGUUAUUAUUCCAGCAUCCAAACUUUCCAUUAUUUUUUUUUAAAGGAUUCAAUCUUUUCCCCAUUUUACAGGCCAAUUCGAAAAUCUAAUGGGAGAUCUUUUUUUUAAUUAAUUAAUUUAUUUAUUUUUGACUGUGUUGGGUCUUCGUUUCUGUGCGAGGGCUUUCUCUAGUUGUGGCAAGCGGGGGCCACUCUUCAUCGCGGUGCGCGGGCCUCUCACUAUCGCGGCCUCUCUUGUUGCAGAGCACAGGCUCCAGACGCGCAGGCUCAGUAGUUGUGGCUCAUGGGCCUAGUUGCUCCGCGGCAUGUGGGAUCUUCCCAGACCAGGACUCGAACCCGUGUCCCCUCCGUUGGCAGGCAGAUUCUCAACCAGUGCACCACCAGGGAAGCCCCUAAUAGGAGAUCUUUAAUUCCCUUCCAGGAAGGAUGGGGACUAACGGUGAGCACCCCUCCGUGCCCCUUCCAGGCUUGUGAGGACAGGCUUAGGUGGGACUUGAACACUGGCCUACGUGAUACCAAGUUCAGGUCACGUUCUGUAGCCUGUGCAGCCUUCUCCCAGCCUCAGUCUGUGGCUCUGUUAUCUGGUUGGUUGGUUGGUUUUUGUCCCCACAUGGCUGUCCUUCUGGCCCAUGACCACUUUACCUGACCUCUAAAAUGACUUUCUUUUUGAGUGUGUGAUAAUUAGUUGUAAUUACUGUUAUUCCCAAUGACAAAUCUUAAAGUCAGCACCCAGCCCAAAGUGCCCCAUACCCUUUCCUGGUUGGUAAUGGAUUGGAGAGUCUAUCAUCCUGUUACACAGAGUUGGGGUCAUUUGUCAUGAUUUCCUGGUUCUCAACCACCUUGAGUCUAUAGACCAUUCUUCUGUCUGCUCACGGUCUGGAAGUUUCUUAUAAUUCAUCGCCACUGGCUUAGCUUUCUUUUCCUGGAGAAGUUCAGUGUUAUUUUUAUGCUUGGAGAGUUCACUGUGUUCUCUACCUUCCAGUUUUGUUUUUUAAUUAGAAAACUACAGAGAAGUACAAAGAAUAACAUAAGAAAUACCCAUGUACUUUCCACCCAAUUUUAAUAAAUGUCAACCUUUUCUUAUCAUGUCAAGUUUUUUCAUGCAAGAUAAAACAUGACAGAUAAGUUAAAAGCCCAUCUUCCUUCCCCAGGCCUCCUCCCUCCUUCCCUAAAGGCAGCCACUCUGAUGAAUUCAGUGGGUAUCCUUCCAGUUUAUGUUUUUAUAGUUUUACUACAAAAUAUAGUAUUGUCUUGAGUUUUUAAAUCUUUGUUAAUGAUGUAUCACAUGAAAGUAAGUUCCUUUCACUCAGUAUGGGUUUUGAGAUCUAAUCAUGUUUAAACCCGUGCCCAGCACUGUUCUAGGGACUAAGAAAAGAACUGAAUGAAACAAACUGCUUUCCUCGUGGGUUUUCUACUGUGGAAGGGUGGAGAGGCACAUGUGGUAUGAAUGUGCCACAAUUUAUUUGUUCAUUAAUUUAUUGGUGGCCAUUGGUUUACUGUUACAAACAACACUGCAGAGGACAUUUCUGUAUGUCCCCUUGUACAUAUGUCCUGUGUACUAGUUUGCGAACUUUCCUUAAAGGGCCAGAUGGUACGUUUUUUAGGCUUGUGAGCCAUGUGCUCUUUCACAACUACUCACUUCUGCCCUUCUUGAAAGGGGCCUUACAUAAACAAUAUGUAAACAAAUUAUUUAUGAACACUGGCUUUUCAUGAUUUUUACCUGUGCUAAAAUAUUCUUUUGGGACUUCCCUGGCAGUCUAGUAGUUAAGACCCUGUGCUCCCACUGCAGGGGGCGAGGUCCCUGGUCAGGGAACUAAGAUCUCACAUGCUGCGCAGUGCAGCCAAAGAAAAAAAACCUUUUGAUUUUUUUCCAACCACUUAAAACAUGUAAAACCGAUUCUUAACUCAGGGUGUACGUAUCUUGGCCCACAGGCCAAGUCUGCAACAAAGGCAUGACGCCGGAGCCUUCAUAAGGACACUCCAAGCCCAGUUCCAGAUGAAAACAGGAAGUGUGAGUGGAAGCCACUCACCCACUCUGGCCAUUGAGAAAUAACUGGGAAAGCCUUUAGGAAGCUGGAAGGAUGAAUAACAGCUAGUGGGGGGGUCUCUGGAGCCAGGACCUUUGCCAGAUCAUUUCAGUCUGGCUCAGCCCGCAUGUGUCAGGACUGGUAACCGGGCUUUCUCUCUGCCUGGUCUUUAUUCUCUCAUGGGUGGGGCUGAGAUCUGGAUUGAGCCAUCAUCCAAGAAGUACAUACUGCUCUCUGAACAGGAAGAUAGUGUAAUAGGAAGGACGGGGGCUUGGGAAGGCUGAUCACAGAUCCUGCCUCGCUCUGCCCCCGACUUGUUCUGUGAUCUUGGGCCUUUCGGUUCUCUGAGGCUGUCCCUUGUCUCUAAUGGGAAUAGUCCACACUUGGUUGAUAGGAUGAAAGACAAAAGUGUAAUGGAAGGUGCCUGGCAUAUAAGAGGUGUCCGGUAACUGCCAGCCAACAUUCGGAUUUUCCCUCUAUGGAAUGGAGGCCAGAACACCUCCCUGGUCAGGCAGUUCACUUCCUCUGGAAGUAGCCCACCCCAUCCUCCAGCACCUCUGGCAGUUAGAAAGCUCUUUCCUUGAGCUGAAAGCUGGCUAGCUGGGCUUCCACUCCCUGUCCCACUUCUAGCCCUUGAGACCACGCAACAACCUCUCCUCUUGACCAGACAAAAUGGCGUGUUUUCUUCAAAUCAUGAUCGCAAGUCCUUUCACCAUUCUGGCCACCCUUGUUAGAAGUAGCAUUUUCUGAGCCAAACCUCUGACACACUUGGACUGUAAGUGAAAAUUAAAGUUUGGGUCUAGAGCUGGCCUGGUUAUGGUUGAGGAAGGCCAAACAUUGGUCAAGAGAUUCAAUGGUGGGCACUUCCCUGGUGGUCCAGUGGUUAAGAAUCCGCCUUCCAAUGCUGGGGACGGGGGUUUGAUCCCUGGUCAGGGAACUAAGAUCCUACAUGCUGUGGGGCAACUCAGCCCUGUCCCUCUAGAGCCUGCACACCGCACCGAAAUACCCUGCAUGCCACAAGGAAGAUCUCGCGUGCCACAACUAAGACCCGACGCAGCCAAAUAAAUAAAUAAAUUUUAUAUAAAUAAUUAAUGAAUGAAUGAAAGAGAUUCAAUGGUUAAGAGUUUAAGACUGGCACAGUGCAGACCUUGGCUCUGCUAGUUUUGGGCAAGUCAACCUCUCCAAGGUCAGAUUCAUCUUCUGUAAAAGGGGAAAUGGUUCUGAUACAUUCCUCAUAGGCUUAUUGAAAGCAAUGCAUUUGCCAAUGUACAGGGCAUGCUCUGCACAACAUCUGGGGCGGGCUGGGUCCUCUGGAGGUUCUUAGUGGGAAGGAGAGGAGGCAUGUUUUUGAGAACCUCUGCCAUCCCCCCCCCAGUUCUGUUAAACCCACCCCUCUCCUCCCAUGGAGGUGGGCGCAGAACUGGGCUUAAUAGGGGCAUGGUGGCCAGUUGCCUGGCCUAAGGUGGAGCUGGGGGCCAGGGCUGCCCGGCAGGACCAGGGACCAGAGGCAGGACGUGAAUUGAUUAGCAGGUGAAGGCCCUGCCAGCUGUGGCCACCAGGGGGCACCCCCGCCCCAGAGAUGGCCUGGCCCAGUCAGACACACCCACUCCUCAUCCGAAGAGACUCUGUUCUGGCCCGUCCUGGGGUAGAACAACGUUCUGUUGGGACAGAACAUGACAGUCUUGCGUGCAGUUGGUCAGACUUCCCCAGGCAGGCCCCAUGGCCUGUGGAAAACUCUCAGGCCCAAGGCAGAGGUCUGGAUUAUAACUCUGACUCUGCUACCCAUGACCUUGGGCAAGCCUCUUCCCUCACUGGCCCGGUUCACAGGGUUGGAACAGACUCCAAAGUCCCUUCCAGCGCUAAGAGUACAUGGUUCUCAGGUUUGAAGCCGGGUGGUUUCUUUUUUCUCACCCUAGCGCUUCUCCACUCAGGGCAGCACACACAUGCCCGCUGGCAGUGAACCUGGCCAGGGAAGCCACCUGUCCCAGACCCUCAACUCCAAAGCACUGCGACACUAGGGGGGAGGGGUAGUGCGGGCGGGUUGGGGGGGGUGCGGGGAGGAGGAAGGGCAAGGUCAGGUGAACCUGAACCGAGAGCCUCAAUGGGUCUUGCUUCAUUCGGGACAGACAUCCGGUUUCCUCUGGUCUCUGCCAGGAUUCCGGGGGCUUAAAGGAAUGAGUCAUGGGGGGGAUUGGGGAGUUCCCAGCUAACCAGUUCGGGACAGGAACCAGGGUGAUGCCUCUCAACAUGUGCGGUGGGGACAGGAGGCAAGACCCCAGUGUUCCUAUCUCAGGCCCCUGGACCCUCAAGAGGGCACUCAGAGAGGCAGCCUCUGGGAAUUGGGGGGGAUAGAAAUAGGGCAACUGGUUUCUUCCUUCUCAGAAUUGGGGGCCUAGGGAGCAGGUGGCUUGAGAAUCCCAAGGGAGAGUGGCAAAUGGGGCUGACCCAGGAGAUGUGCCAGGGGAGGGCGGGAGGGAGGGCCCCAAGGCCUAGGCCUGCCUCUUCCCCGGGGUCGACCUGACUCCAGCCUCCCCGGCUUUUAUCAUUGGCUCAGCUUUGGUUCAGCGGUUCAGUUCAAACACUCUGGGGCAAUUCAGACCUGGGUGGGGCUGAGGGGAGGAAGGGAGUUUGAGGGGGGCAAGACGUCAAAGAAGAAUCAGAGAUUCCACAAUUUCACAAAACUUUCGCAAACACUUUUUUUUGUCCCAACCCCCCUGCAUUGUCCUGGACACCAAAUUUGCAUAAAUCUUGGGAAGUUAUUACUAAGCCUUAGUCGCAGCACCAGGUAAUUUCCUCCCAGGCCUCCAUGGGCUUGUGUAUAAAGGCCCCUGGACCUGGUCCCUGACAGAACCCAGAACCUACAGACCCAUCCAGACCCCCGGCUGAACCUGCUGCCCAGAGCCCCAUGAAGCUGAUGGCCCUGCAGCUGCUGCUCUGGCACAGCGCACUCUUGAUGGUGCAAGAAGCCACACCCCUCGGCCCUGCCAGCUCCCUGCCCCAGAGCUUCCUGCUUAAGUGCUUAGAGCAAGUGAGGAAAAUCCAGGCUGAUGGCGCUGAGCUGCAGGAGAGGCUGUGCACCACCCACAAGCUGUGCCACCCUGAGGAGCUGGUGCUGCUUGGGCACUCUCUGGGCAUCCCCCAGGCUUCCCUGAGUAGCUGCUCCAGCCAGACCCUGCAGCUGACAGCCUGCCUGAGCCAACUGCACGGCGGCCUCUUCCUCUACCAGGGCCUCCUGCAGGCCCUGGCGGGGAUCUCCCCAGAGUUGGCCCCCACCUUGGACAUACUGCAGCUGGACGUCACCGACUUUGCCACCAACAUCUGGCUGCAGAUGGAAGACCUGAGGGUAGCCCCUGCCGUGCAGCCCACCCAGGGCCCCAUGCCGACCUUCACCUCGGCUUUCCAGCGCCGGGCAGGAGGGGUCCUGGUUGCUUCCAAGCUGCAGAGCUUCCUGGAGCUCGCGUACCGUGUCCUGCGCUACCUGGCCGAGCCCUGAGCAAAGCCCUCCCCAUCCAGUGUAUUUAUCUCUAUUUAAUAUUUAUGCUUAUUUAAACCUAAUAUUUAAAGACGGGGAAGACAGAAAGGAGCCCCGGACUCCUGGAUCCUUCCCUCCACCUCCAAGUUUCAUUCUCCCGCCUGUAGCAGGGAGAAAAACUCCCGUCUUCCCGUCCCCUGGACUGGGAGGGAGUUGGUAAAUACCAAGUAUUACUUCCCGUGACUCCUCCCUGCCUGGCUCCGUGGUGGGCUCUGGGGAGAGCCACAGCGAACCCCUACCCUGAGGGUGCCUACCUCGGGGCCCUUGGAAUCAUCGGGAAGUCUCCCACGUGGGAGAUGAGACAGCCCUGUUUAAUAUUUAAACAGCAGUGUUCCCCAACUGGGUCCUUGCACCCCUGGCUCUGCCUGACUUGGCUGCUUCCCUCGAGUCCCCUUUGCCUCGGGCACGGAGCCCAUCAGAGGCAGCCGAAGCCGGGACGCUUGACCCUGGGGUCCCGCGAAUUUGCUGGGGAAUCGUUUUAAGAUUUUUUUCGGGCACGUUUUGACUCCUUGUGUGGGGAGCCCAGGCAACCAUCAGCGACGCCUCGUUUUUCUGGAUGCGCUAUAGACACCAUCAGUCUAGUGGCGCCUGCCCGACCCCGCCGGGGUCAGGGUCGGGAUUCUGACUCCUUUUCAGGCUGGGCAGUCGUGUCUCUGCCUUGCUGGGUGGGGCUGGGAAUGUGGGAGGGAAAAGAUGAGGGGGCUCGUGUGACGGGGUGUGAGAGGGACGCUCGACUGUUCACCUUCCCCCUCGGCGCCCACUUUCUCAUUGUAGCCAAACUUCACGAUAAUAAAGUGUUUGUCUCCAGUAAAUGUCCUUCCUCCUUCUUGAGUCCAGCUGGUGCCUGGCCAGGGGUCGCGGGCAGGGAGUUGAAUGGAGGGCGAGGCCCAAAGGAGGGGAAGAGGAGGUGCACCCACUGGGUGCAGACACUGGGCCGGGUGCUAGGACACG